Molecule: messenger RNA, 1244 nt
Organism: Helianthus annuus (common sunflower)
Lineage: Eukaryota; Viridiplantae; Streptophyta; Magnoliopsida; Asterales; Asteraceae
Exons: 10
Coding region: 220-990 (256 amino acids)
Source: RefSeq, a predicted model, not a curated record
UAAGUUUAUAGCUUCUGAGCCUAUAUCUUCAAGCUUGUGGCUUCCGAGCUUAUAGCUCCAAGUUUGUAGCUUCCGAGCCUAUAGAUUCAAGCUUGUGGUUUUAGCUUAUUGCUUGUUGUCUUCUUAGCUUCUUGGCUAUUGGACUAUACCAGAAGAAGCUGAUAUGUUGGAUGCUUCGUUAUUUUAACCAGUAGUUUAGCCCAAAUGAAGUAGAUUUCCAUGGCGGCCGCCAUUUCCGUGACGCCGUUGGUACCUUACAACCGUAAACGGCGUCCCAGCGCCGUGAAAUUACGGUGUUAUAACGGCGUGGAGGAAGAUAGAAAGCAAUGGGAAAAGUUCUACAAGCGCCAUCAAAACAAGUUUUUCAAGGAUCGACAUUACCUGGAGAAGGAUUGGGGGCAUUACUUUUGUCAUCCAAAGGUCCUCUUAGAGGCAGGUUGUGGAGCUGGCAACACAAUAUUUCCUCUUGCCAAGAAAUAUCCUCAACUUUAUAUUCAUGCUUGUGAUUUCUCACAUCAUGCUGUCACACUUGUUAAGUCACAUCCAAAUUUUCGCAAAGAUCAAAUUAAUGUUUUUGUUUGCAAUAUUGCUGAAGAAAAUCUUUGUGAUCAUAUUAUGCCUGCAUCUGUCGAUAUUGUCACAUUGGUUUUCACAUUAUCUGCGGUUUCUCCAGAGAAGAUGCCAAUUAUUAUACAAAACCUUGGACUUGUAUUAAAGCCAAACGGUCAUGUUCUUUUUCGGGAUUAUGCUAUUGGGGAUUAUGCUCAAACAAUGCUGAUGAACAAAAAUCAAGUUAUCAGCGAGAACUUCUAUUUUCGUGGAGAUGGCACUUGUUCGUACUACUUCUCUGAAGAUUUUUUGUCAAGGUUAUUCGAAAGAGCUGGAUUUGUUGUAGUGGACGUGAAUACAUAUAACAAAGAAAUAAUAAACAGAGCUCGAAAUAUUACCAUGCAGAGGCGUUGGAUACGAGCUGUUUUCAGACGACCCUGAUGGUUUACGUGCACUUUGCUAAACAUGAUCCUCACACUGCAUUAAUGACACCAAAAUGCGAUUUUUCUGUUAAUUGACAGCUUGGUUUCUAGUCCUGCGGGUCAUCGGAAAGUUUAUUUGAUAACACAUUGAUUUGGGCUCUUCAGGGAGACAAUGAAGGUCUGGACUGAAUCUAUUCUUGUGUCACAUGUGAACUAAAACGUAUUCAUAUCUAUUAUUUCAUAGUAAAUAAAAACCAAAGCUGUUAAAGACUA